AGUGCAGCUGUCAACACCACCAUGGGGCUGGCUCAGCUCUAGACACCCCGCCUCCAGCCGGCCCCGGGAACCCUCCGCCAGGGGCACAGCCCGCCUCCAGCCGGCCCCGGGAACACUCUGCCAGGGGCUCAGGGAAUUGAGAAUGGACCUUCAACAAUGCUAGGGGUAAAAUGGGAAGCGCCUCGCUUCGAUGUUUCUGCUACGGCUGCCUUUUCACAUCCGUGACCUGGACGCUCCUGCUCUUUAUUUAUUUCAACUUUAGCGAAGAAAGCCAAGGUGUCAGACAUGUGCCCGUCAAGGGGCUUGAACCGUACAAGCCAUUCCCUAAAAAAAUCUAUCCCCGCUUCUCCCGAGAGUCAUUGAUGCAAGUAGAGGGUGAUCGAAAAAUCCAUGCAGGGGAUCAGAAGAAAAAUAACUUUGUUGAGACAGAGCAGAAUAAUGCAGAUCUCGCUCCAGAAAUGGGCAUGAUAUUCAAUGAACAGGACCAGGAAGUGCGUGACAUUGGCUACCAGAAGCAUGCCUUUAACAUGCUGAUUAGCAAUCGACUUGGAUACCACAGAGAUUUACCGGACACACGUGAUCCAAAAUGUGCAACAAAAUCCUACCCCGCUGAUCUGCCCCUCGCAAGCAUUGUGAUUUGUUUCUACAAUGAAGCCUUUUCGGCUUUGCUACGAACUGUUCACAGCGUGUUAGAUCGAACACCAGCUCAUCUACUACAAGAGAUCAUUCUUGUAGAUGAUAAUAGUGAACUAGGUGAGGGUAAGGAUUUAGAGGACUAUAUGGCAGAAAAUCUUCCGAAGAAGGUGAAAUUGGUGAGGAACAAAUACAGAGAAGGUUUGAUUCGGGGCAGGAUGGUUGGAGCUUCUCAUGCAACAGGUGAUGUCCUUGUGUUUCUGGACAGUCACUGUGAAGUGAACGAAAUGUGGCUGCAGCCCCUACUUGCACCUAUUAAGGAGAACCAGAAGACCGUGGUGUGUCCGGUUAUUGACAUAAUCAGUGCAGACACCUUGAUUUACAGCUCGUCGCCUGUUGUACGUGGGGGUUUUAACUGGGGUCUGCACUUUAAAUGGGACCCAGUCCCACUAUCAGAGUUGGGAGGCCCGGAAGGAUUCACUGCUCCGUUUAGGUCUCCAACUAUGGCCGGGGGUCUCUUUGCAAUGGACCGAGAAUAUUUUAAUACUCUGGGGCAGUAUGACAGCGGAAUGGAUAUAUGGGGAGGAGAAAAUCUAGAAAUUUCAUUUCGGAUCUGGAUGUGUGGUGGCAGCCUUCUUAUAGUACCUUGCUCCAGAGUUGGGCACAUUUUCCGAAAGAGACGUCCAUAUGGUUCGCCUGGUGGCCAUGACACAAUGGCCCACAAUUCUUUGCGUUUGGCUCAUGUUUGGAUGGAUGAAUAUAAGGAACAAUAUUUUAUUUUGAGACCAGAACUAAGAACCAGAGAUUAUGGUGAUAUCAGUGAGCGCAUGGCCUUAAGGGACAGGCUGCAAUGCAAAUCUUUUAAAUGGUAUUUGGACAAUAUAUACCCUGAGAUGCAAGUGUCAGGACCAAAUGCUAAAGCCCAGCCACCUGUUUUUGUUAAUAGAGGCCCCAAGAGACCAAAAAUACUGCAGCGUGGGAGGCUUAUCAACCUGCAGACUAACCGGUGUCUUGUUGCCCAGGGACACCCGAGCCAGAAGGGGGGAUUGGUGGUGGCUAACGAAUGUGACUUUAAUGAUUCAGAGCAGAUCUGGACUUACAAUGAAGAAAAUGAACUUAUUUUAAGUAAUCUUCUCUGUUUGGAUAUGUCCGAGACCCGUUCGUCAGAUCCACCACGUCUAAUGAAAUGUCAUGGGUCUGGAGGAUCACAACAGUGGGUGUUUGGUAAAAACAACCGCCUGUACCAAGUGUCUGUUGGACAAUGUAUGAAACUUGUUGACCCUUUGAGCCACAAGGGCUACGUGUCAAUGGCAAUCUGCGAUGGCUCUGCUUCUCAACAAUGGCAUCUCAGCUGAGCCUCAGAAAUAGUCCGAAGAGGAUGCUUGCCGAUAUAAACUAUUAUUACGUUGGCUUUACUAGCCUGAAGCUGCUAUUUUACCGGACAAUUCGUCAGUCUCCUCCGUAUUGCGUGUGGCACGUUGAACAAGGGCGGUGGAGUCCUUCUAACUUUGCUACAUUACAAAAGCAACUACGCUAUAAGUUACUAAUGUGCAAUUUACUAAAGAAUUAGUUAUUGGAUGCAAAGUUUUUAAAUCCCAGUAUGUUACCCGAAAGAAAUCUAAUCCCACAAAUGUUUUCUCUCAAUAUUAUCUUUGUUUUUAUUUUACUUGCAGUUGCAAUUGAAUGUUUUAAAAUUUUAAUGAUCAAUCAAAAAGUUUGUAAAUUCUGUUGCAUAUAUUGUUUUUUAAGUGUUUUUUUUUUUUUUUUGUGGUUUCCACAGACAAUUACUUUUAACCCCCACAGAUAUAAUAAUUUUAUAGGGAGUUUGUGAGAUUCUCGGCUUUCUACAAACUUUCUGCCAGGCAUGUGUUUUGUGAUCUUAUUUUAUCUUAUUGAUAUGAAAGAAAAUGUUAAUUAAAUUGUAUGAAAAUAAUGGGUUUGGUAGAUGGAUUUAAACAAACUAUGCAGAUUAGACCUGGCAAUCUGACUUCCUUUUUUUUAGUUUUGGACAUGUACAUAUUGUCCAAUAAUAUUCACUUUCUGUAGACUGUAAGCUCCAUGGGGCAGGGCCCACAUCACUUUUUUUUUCUUUUUUAUUGUGCAUCAAAUUUCUGUAUAUUUGGUUUACCCAUUGCACAAAGUUGCAGAAUACAUUGGCAGCUUAUAGUUGAAU
Pelobates fuscus (common spadefoot toad) is the source of this 2806-nucleotide messenger RNA. It is a transcript of the gene GALNT11, whose product is annotated as polypeptide N-acetylgalactosaminyltransferase 11. NCBI's taxonomy places the organism in Eukaryota, Metazoa, Chordata, Amphibia, Anura, Pelobatidae. The record is from RefSeq and is a predicted model, not a curated record. The transcript has 12 exons. The coding region runs from base 171 to 1988 and encodes 605 amino acids. Gene Ontology annotation, cellular component: Golgi apparatus. Gene Ontology annotation, biological process: protein O-linked glycosylation; regulation of Notch signaling pathway. Gene Ontology annotation, molecular function: Notch binding; polypeptide N-acetylgalactosaminyltransferase activity.